UUACGACAUCGUUUUAUAUUAAUCGUCUCUGUGAAUGAAUAACUAUAAGUGGAGAGCCUGUUUGGUUGCCGGGAAAUCCAAGCUAUUUGAAAACCAAAACACUCCUCCGAGGAUUUGUUUUUUUAAAUGUUUUGUUUGGAAGUUCUUGUCGACCAAACGUAGCGUAAAACGGAAAUGGAAUUCCUGAACAGGAUUUCGAUCCGUUCGGGGAAUCGAUUGCGUGAAUUUUCGUUGAUUUCUCAAAGUUUAGCCAGCGAUAUUGGGGGUUCAUUUUGUGAUUUUCUUUCUAGGAGUUGGGAAUUCGUAAUGGGUGAUACUAUAUCUGAUAAUAGUUUGAAGGACUUCUACAUUCCAAAUUACAUACUUGUACCCGGGUCAAAGGUAGAAGAUGUUUCCCAUGUACCUGCCUGUCCAGUGAUAGUUUUCAUUAAUUCUAAAAGUGGAGGCCAGUUGGGAGGGGAACUUCUUGUUUCGUAUCGAGCUGUACUAAAUAAAAACCAGGUUUUUGAUUUGGGAGAAAAGGCCCCUGAUAAGGUGCUACACCAGCUCUAUGUUACUUUAGGAACCCUUAAGUACAGUGGAGAUACUUUGGCAACUGAAAUUGAAAAGAGACUGAGAAUAAUUGUUGCUGGUGGAGAUGGUACUGCCAGCUGGCUCCUUGGAGUAGUAUGUGAUCUCAAACUACCACAGCCACCUCCAAUCGCAACAGUGCCAUUGGGAACUGGAAACAACCUACCAUUUUCUUUUGGAUGGGGAAAGAAAAAUCCAGGUACUGACUGUCAAUCUGUGGAGUUUUUCUUGAAUCAAGUUAAGAUUGCAAAGGAAAUGAAAAUUGACAGCUGGCAUAUUAUCAUGAGGAUGAGGGCUCCAAAAGAAGGAUCUUGUGACCCUAUUGCACCUCUUGAACUACCCCAUUCUUUGCAUGCAUUUCAUCGUGUCUCCCAAACAGAUACAUUGAAUAAGGAGGGCUACCAUACAUUUCGUGGGGGAUUUUGGAACUACUUCAGCAUAGGAAUGGAUGCUCAAGUAUCGUAUGCAUUUCACUCUGAGAGAAAGUUGCACCCAGAAAAAUUUAAAAAUCAGUUAGUCAAUCAGAGUACUUAUUUGAAGCUUGGAUGCACUCAAGGAUGGUUUUGUGCUUCUCUAUUUCAUCCUUCUUCACGGAACAUUGCACAUCUGACAAAGGUUAGGAUCAUGAAAAGACAAGGUCAAUGGGAGGAUCUUAAAAUACCUCGCAGCAUUAGGUCUAUUGUUUGCCUUAACUUGCCCAGUUUUUCUGGUGGACUUAAUCCUUGGGGAACUCCACAUAGGAAGAAAUCGCAUGAUAGGGACCUAACUCCCCCGUAUGUGGAUGAUGGUGUAAUUGAGAUUGUCGGUUUUAGAGAUGCUUGGCAUGGGCUUGUUUUGCUCUCUCCAAAUGGACAUGGGACUCGUCUUGCACAGGCAAAUAGAAUCCGUUUCGAGUUCCAAAAGGGCGCAGCUGACCAUACAUUCAUGAGAAUUGAUGGGGAGCCAUGGAAACAACCCCUCCCAGUUGAUGAUGAUACGGUUGUGGUAGAAAUUUCACACCUUGGUCAAGUGAGCAUGCUUGCCACCCCAAAUUGCCGAUCUAAAAGUGUGUAUGACCCCUCUUCACCUGUUGGUCACCUUGAUGAAGAAGAGGAUAGUGCUGAAGAAUCCGUGGAAGAUUGGGAAGAACGAAGGAAGUUUGGUGCAGCCGACACUUUUAAAUUUCCUGAUGAGUUUGACAUAGCUCAUCUCAGUUAAUUACCUAAGACCUGACCCAUUCUUCUUUUGCACAUAUAUCUUUUCUUUCUUAUACUUCAUUAGCCUUCAUUUUCUUAUUGCGUUUGAUUUAUUUGUAGUAGAUGCGAAUGUGAUCCAAUUAAGAAUGUGAUCCAAUUAAGUAUACCGGUAUGCUAUUGGCAGUAUGCAUUCUUGUAAACAGCUUUUCUUGCCUCUGUAAAUUUGAAAUUCUUUUACAGAAUUACAGUCAUAUACAUGUAUAGUUUUUUGAAAACA
Messenger RNA from Quercus robur (English oak), 2022 nucleotides. RefSeq names its product diacylglycerol kinase 1-like. Gene Ontology annotation, molecular function: ATP-dependent diacylglycerol kinase activity. The record is from RefSeq and is a predicted model, not a curated record. The transcript is spliced from 13 exons. NCBI's taxonomy places the organism in Eukaryota, Viridiplantae, Streptophyta, Magnoliopsida, Fagales, Fagaceae. Bases 175 to 1767 code for a protein of 530 amino acids.